Molecule: messenger RNA, 625 nt
Organism: Leptinotarsa decemlineata (Colorado potato beetle)
Lineage: Eukaryota; Metazoa; Arthropoda; Insecta; Coleoptera; Chrysomelidae
Product: coiled-coil domain-containing protein 86
Cellular component (GO): nucleolus
Source: RefSeq, a predicted model, not a curated record
UACAGACAAAAACUGCCACCAACGAAGAAGAAGAAUCAUUGAGGUUAAAAACUAAAUAAAGCAAGGUUAUUUGUUGAAAUAUUGAUAUUUAUUUAUGUUGGAAAUCUUUUUUGUUGCUUUUGGGAAAAUUGAAUAUAAUGGUAAAAAAUAAUACCAAAGAGGGAAAUAAUGCCCAGAUGUCCAUUCCUAAGGGAAAACCGAAAUCAGGCAGAAUAUGGAAAGGCGAGAAGAAAAAGUUCUCAACAAUCAUAAAAACAAGGAGUGUCCACGAUUCAUUCGAACGAAAAGAAAAGCUGAGGCAGAAACUGAAACAUGUUAAAGAACUAUCGAACGCCAUCAAGUCAGCCAAGGCUGACGAAAAGGAAAAGAAGAAAGAGAGGAGGAGAGCGAACUUGAAAAGACAGGAGGAAAACAGGAAGAAAUCAGAAGUCGUGCAAGUGAUUACGAAUACUAGGAAGUUGAAGAAAAUUAAGAAAAAACACUUAAGGACAAUUGAAAUGAGGGAUACUACUGUCGUUUCUUCGAAUUGAAUGUUAUUUAUAGUGGUUAUUGCUGUGAGGUUCACUUUUUUUUAAUGAAUCUUGGAACAUAUAAAAAGAGGUAAUAUACGUUAAGAUUUUUCAAA